CGUCUUUGCGUUGCCAAUGGUGCUUGGCCAAAACACACGUACGAUAUGCAAUGCGUACAAUGCAACGUUUAUUUGCACAACGAGAAAUGUAUUGAUUUGUUGUGUGGAAGCGGAUCCUCUUUUCUUUUCAGGACUGAAAGUCAUUGUGAAGCUAUUAAUACGCGGUCAGACGAUUGGCAUGUCUCUAGACUGAACAACUGUGCAUUUCAGGAUGUAGUGAAACAAUCUUCAGUUGCCUUUUUCGGAAUGAUGUUCGUGGAGAAGUCUGACAUGUCUGAACUUCUGAAGUGAAGUAGAAUCGAAAUUGGAAUUUGGAUUUGGAAUUAAAACAAUUAAAAUCAGUUGUGAGUCACGCAAAUCCUGAACUGUGAGAUUUUGACGAUUGAUCAACAGUAACGACAGAAACCAAUAGAAAGACGUUGGUUUUACCAGUGUACCGAGUACCGGCAUGAUGGAGGUUGAAAGACCAGGCGAUCCCCACGCACCGGUGUACCGCAAGGACUCGGUCAGCUCUAUCGACAGAGAGCUGGAUUGGUUGAUUGGAUCAGAGAACGAAGAAAAUAAUGACGCAGUGCAGAUUGACACUCAAGAACACGAGAUGGAUUUGUACGAGCGAUCUGGAUCACGACGUGAAGAGCCAACAUCUUUAUAUCCCCUGAAUGAAGACCCGGCAGAAGAACAUGAAACAGCAGUUGAUAGUGACCAUGAGGAACAUGAAACAGCGGUAGAUGAUCAUCCUACAGAUGAUGAUGAUCAUCUAACUGCUGAGCAAAAACUUCUUGAAAUUGAACUCCAAAAACUCAAGGAGGAAGGCUUUCUGCCGAUGGAUGACCCACCAGAGUAUGACAUUGCUGAUCGGGUCCGAGAACUCAACGCGCAGCUGAAGGCGGAAGGCGAAACUCCGGAGAAAACGGACCGGAAAGUCAAGUUCAGCGAAAAGGUCAUCGCCGUUGAAUUUCCAGAGGAGUUAUACGAAGAUGACGAGAACGACACAGCAGCUAACGAGAACGAAAUGGAACAACUUAGUGGCCGUAACACGGAAGGUGAUAGCAGAGACGCUGAUGAGAGGACACAAGAGUCAGAGGUCACAGACCCGAAUGACCUCGAGGUCGCAAAAUUGACCCUAGAGGGGGACAAAGACCGUACUGAAAUCGAACCCACGGAAAGCCAGGAUUACAAUCAAAAUGAGCCAAAUGGUAGCACUCAGAGCCCUCGCGGACAAGACGACAAAAUUCUGAUCGAGAGAGACGGUAAGUUUGAAUUCAUCAGCGUUAAGGACCUCUCGCCUGUUGAAAGACGCAACAUGGGCUUGGAACUGUCACUCGUUCAGGAUGAAACCGACGAAUCCCAGAGCGCCCCCAUCACCCCUAAUGGGCAGGGUGACGCCCCUGAUCACGACCCCCAACCCCAGGAGGUUGAGCAUCCGAUCCAACCCCACCCGCCCCCCAAACCCCGGCCGUCAACAGCGAAUGACAGCACAGGCCUGCAUCGCUCCCAGCUGCCGCCUCGUCGGAUCCAGUCGGCGCGUACUCAGAGGGAAUCCUCAGGGUCCCCAAGAGGGGCCUGGACCAGCUCCUACACGGGCUACAGCAAGUACGGCCUUACCCCGGAGCAGAAGGAGCACAAGCGAGAACAGGCGAGACUCCACAUGCAACAGCGGCAGGAACAACGACGGGCCGAGGAGGAGGGACAACGCAAGAAACAGGAGGAAGCGGACAGCGCAUUCCAGGCGUGGUUGGAUCACAAAAAGGAAUCGGAGAGGGAACGGAAACGACAGGAAAAAGAGCAAAAGAAAAACAACGAUGAUAAAAAGGAUCAAGCGAGCAAUGACGACAACUUUCAAACUUGGCUUCAGACGAAGCAGGGCCAGGCCAAGCGAGAACGAAAGCUGAAGAAACAAGAAGAAGAAGAGAAGAUUAAUGGCUACUUUUUGCGAGAUCGCAAGGACUGUGAUCAAGCAUUCAAACAAUGGGUUAAAUCAAAGAACGAAAAGCUCAAGAAGGAGCGUCAGCUGAAGAGAUCCAACGCCACCAUCAGUCGACAGCUUGCGCGACAAUCCCGCAAGUCUAAAAACCUGGCCAAGGCGUUAGAGACCGCACAGAUCUACAGAUACACAGACUGGUACGGCUACAGAUUCUAGAAACUGGCUUUUAACGUCCUACAGACUCGAUUUAGGAAUGCUUGAGGGCGCUAUAAUGUUACUCAAGAGAGCCAGUGUAAGACCCAUGGUACAGGUUAUCCUUUAUAACUGAGGACCUGGUUACCUGAUGUGAUGAUAGCUCUGAGGACCUCAGCCCAAGUCCUCGAUAGUUUUCAUGUACCAACCUUGUGAGUUAUCCUGUAGGACUGAGGACCUAACUGAGCUCAGGUCUUUGGAACAAAAGUUUGUGUACAAACCUUGGGUUUUCCUAUACAACUGAGGACUUGGAACAAAAGGUUAUCUGAAA
Molecule: messenger RNA, 2447 nt
Organism: Patiria miniata (bat star)
Lineage: Eukaryota; Metazoa; Echinodermata; Asteroidea; Valvatida; Asterinidae
Product: coiled-coil domain-containing protein 181-like
Exons: 5
Coding region: 449-2140 (563 amino acids)
Molecular function (GO): microtubule binding
Source: RefSeq, a predicted model, not a curated record